GCACCCUUCCCUUCUUGCUUUUCGCGAGCUGUCUUUCUGCCUUUCUCUACAGAGUUCUUUCUUAGAGGAUACAGGUGGCUGGAGGAAGGGACAUGCAGAGAAGGGCAGAAAUCCUAAGAUGUUAAUAGCAGCUGCUUUUCAUUGUGUGUUGGUGUGCCUAGCGCUUCAUCCUCAUCACACAUUAUCUCGGUUAGUCUCACAAUAGGUGAACACAAUAUAUUCUACAGAUGAGGAAACUAAGACAAAAGAGCUUUGGUACUUUGCCCAAGUUCACACAAAUUAAGAAAAAAAAAAAAAGGAUCCCAGCCAGGAUUCUGGGAUUCAAACCCAGGCUUUCUGAUGCCAACACUAGCUCAUGCCUCUUAAUCAUCGUGGAGGCGGAAGGAAAUGAAUCAUUUGUUGAGACCCCCACCCCCACCCCACAUUAAGUGUCAGGCACUGUAAUAUGUACAGCCACACAUGUUGCUCUGUGAUAUUCCUCACAGCAGCCCAGGGAGGUGGUUUUACUUUGUUCCCAUUUUACAGAUGGGAAAAUUGAGGCCCUGGGGUAGCCUGCCCAGUGUCACACCCCCGGAGCCAUUUUUACCUCAUAGCCCAGAACUUGACUCAAAGUAGUUUAGAAAAGUGUAGGCUGACCCCAGGUUCUAGAAGGCAAGGCUGGCUUUUAUAAGCUGAAAGGGAUCGGAUGAGAGCAAAGUUCCAAACACCCCUGCCACUGCCACCAUCAGACAUGGAGCUGGAAGUGCUGUCAGCUGGAUGGCCACUCCAGGUGGUUAAAAAUGUAAAUGUAUUGGGGCGCCUGGGUGGCUCGGUCGGUUAAGUGUCCAGCUCCAGUUCAGGUCACAAUCUCACAGUUCGUGAGUUCGAACCCCGCGUUGGGUUCUGUGCUGACAGCCCAGAGCCUGGAGCCUGCUUCGGAUUCUGUGUCUCCCUCCCUCUCUGCCCCUCCCCCACUCACGCUCUUUCUCAAAAAUAAAUAAACGUUUAAAAUAUAAAAUAAAAAUGUAAAUGUAUUAGCUGGGACAGGAAGUGGGGGAUGGACAAAGCCAUUUUUAUUCAUUAACUGGGAUGCAUUUCUCAGAUUAGCUAGCCUAGCGGAUGAUGGCUCCAAGUUGGGUGACCUGAGGUAGAAGAUGGCUGGCGGCUGGAGAGGGGGCACGCUGGCACAGGACAGGGAGAGGGCACUGGACUCAGAGGGGAAGGCCUCGCAGUCAGCAGCUCUGGGUGUGCCGGGUCCCACCCCCAGGGGCGGGGCCGGGCUGAGCCCCACCAGCCCCGGCUCCAUCCCUCCAGAACCCAGGCAGGGGCAGAGCCUGGGCAGCAGAGAGCCCAGGGCCCUGCUGUCCCCGGGUUGUGGAGGCACCAUGCCCUCACCGGCCGGGACACCAGACAGCGCCAGAAGCCCUGCGGGCCUGCCUGCAGCAGCUCCCUGACACUCUGAGGAAAGCCCAGACCGGGCCAGCAACACCUGUCCCCAACAGCCAUGCAUGCUGCCGGCUGCUCCAGGCCUCCCCCGUCCCCAGGCCCAAGAUGACACCCAACAGCACCAGGGAGGUGCCCAGCCCCAUCCCCGUGGGGGCCUUGGGGCUCUCCCUGGCCCUGGCAAGCCUCAUCGUCGCUGCUAACCUGCUCCUGGCCUUGGGCAUCGCCAGGGACCGGCACCUGCGCAGCCCACCCUCUGGCUGCUUCUUCCUGAGCCUGCUGCUGGCCGGGCUGCUCACCGGGCUGGCGCUGCCCGCGCUGCCCGGCCUCUGGAGCCAGAGCCGCCGGGGCUACUGGUCGUGCCUCUUCCUCUACUUGGCGCCCAACUUCUCCUUCCUCUCCCUGCUCGCCAACCUCCUGCUGGUGCACGGCGAACGCUACAUGGCGGUGCUGCGGCCCCUGCGGCCCCGCGGGAGCACGCGGCUGGCCCUGCUCCUCACCUGGGCUGGCCCCCUGCUCUUUGCCAGCCUGCCUGCUCUGGGCUGGAACCACUGGGCCCCCGACGCCAACUGCAGCUCCCAGGCUGUCUUCCCAGCCCCCUACCUCUACCUCGAAGUCUACGGGCUCCUGCUGCCUGCCGUGGGGGCUGCCGCCCUUCUCUGCGCCCGCGUGUUGGCCACCGCCCACCGCCAGCUGCAGGACAUCCGCCGCCUGGAGCGGGCAGUGUGCCGCGGCGCGCCCUCAGCCCUGGCCCGGGCCCUUACCUGGAGGCAGGCGAGGGCACAGGCCGGGGCCACGCUGCUCUUCGGGCUGUGCUGGGGGCCCUACGUGGCCACCCUGCUCCUCUCGGUCCUGGCCUACGAGCAGCGCCCACCGCUGGGGCCCGGAACUCUGUUGUCCCUCAUCUCGCUGGGCAGCGCCAGUGCGGCGGCCGUGCCCGUGGCCAUGGGGCUGGGUGACCAGCGCUACACGGCCCCCUGGAGGGCGGCCGCCCAGAGGUGGUUUCGGGUGCUGCGGGGAAGAGCCUCCCAGGGCGGCCCCGGCCCCAGCACUGCCUACCACACCAGCAGCCAAAGCAGCGUGGACCUCGACUUGAACUAGGGGAAGGGCCUCCGCUCGCUCCUACGAGAAGCAGCCGUCCAUCUCGGCCACCGCACCUAACUCCUCUCAUCUCCUCUCUGUCCCCACGCCUCUGGAUCAGACACCUGCUCUGAUCUGACCCCACCCUGAUGGAAUAAAGCUCCUUCCACCCGGUUUAUGGUUAUCUCAUUC
Molecule: messenger RNA, 2694 nt
Organism: Acinonyx jubatus (cheetah)
Lineage: Eukaryota; Metazoa; Chordata; Mammalia; Carnivora; Felidae
Gene: GPBAR1
Product: G protein-coupled bile acid receptor 1
Exons: 2
Coding region: 1531-2523 (330 amino acids)
Biological process (GO): G protein-coupled receptor signaling pathway
Cellular component (GO): membrane
Molecular function (GO): G protein-coupled bile acid receptor activity
Source: RefSeq, a predicted model, not a curated record